Messenger RNA from Drosophila rhopaloa, 2277 nucleotides. RefSeq names its product cleft lip and palate transmembrane protein 1 homolog. Gene Ontology annotation, cellular component: membrane; endomembrane system. Bases 100 to 2037 code for a protein of 645 amino acids. The record is from RefSeq and is a predicted model, not a curated record. The transcript is spliced from 2 exons. NCBI's taxonomy places the organism in Eukaryota, Metazoa, Arthropoda, Insecta, Diptera, Drosophilidae.
UCAGGGUCCUACUGUUUUCAACAUUUGGGCAACUGGAGCACAAGUUGUGCGGAAAAAGGGAUAAAAAGGGAAAAACGUGGAUUCCUUUAAAAACUGAGCAUGUCGAAAGCAGGAGAAGCUCAGCCCGCGGCUGAGGGAGCGGUGGUUGCUGGCAACGGGAACGCUGAGCUGGCCCAAAAUGAAGGUCAAAAUCAGGAACAGGCGCAGCAGCCCCCCCAAAAUCAGCCCACCCGCAUGGAGUCCUUCUUUGCGAUGACCAAGUCCCUGAUCCUGCGCGCCCUAAUCAUCUACUUUGUGAGCUCCUUUUUCCGACGACCUGCUCCCGAUGCCGCCACCCAGGACAAGAGUGUGGCGAAUGCCGGUCCUAAGAUCACGGCCUGGAAUUACUUUGAAAACGGCACGGACUUUGACCUGCACGUGUGGCUAUCGGAUCACCCCGAUGUGGUCAACUUUCAGCAGAAGGCGAAUCUUCUCUGGCUGCAGGAGGACCUCACCUAUGGUGACUGGACAUCGGGCGUUAAUGGCGACAGCAUCUUUACACACAGUUUGAAGCUGAAGACCAGCCAGCACCUGAUGAACAACGGCAGUGUGUACCUGCAUGCUUUCGUCACCCGUUCGGGGAUGAGUCCUGAUCCUCAGUCGCCCAACUAUGCGACCAAUGGCCACAUGGGCCACCAGCAGCAUCAGUUGAACAAGUUCAAGAAGCUGAAAGUUAACCGCAACUACAAUCUGCUGGCCAGCGAAAAGGAGAAGCUGGAGCACGAGCUGAAGCAUGCGAAUCUCAAGGACACCAUUGUGUCCCACUGGCAUCCCAAUCUCACUAUCAAUCUGGUGGUGGAUCAAACCAACUGGGCACAGGGUUCAGUGCCACCUCCUCUCGAUGAGUACGUCAAGUUCGUGGACGGAGGAAAGACCUAUCUGCCCAUUGUGUUUGUCAACGAUUAUUGGAACCUGCAGCGGGAGUACCAGCCCAUCAAUGAGACCACUCCCGAACUGGAACUCCAUCUGACUUUCCAGCCACUGGGCAUGUUCAAGUGGCAGCUGUAUGCCGCCAAGCAGAUGAAGAACAAGUGGGCUGGCAAUAUGCUGGGUGAGCUGAUGGCUGCCAGUCAGCCGGAGGAGAGCGAUGAGGACCAGGAUUCGCUGAAGGAGACGCUGCUGGAUACCAAUAUCUACCUGCUGGGCAUCACAGUGGCCGUUUCCAUACUUCACUCGGUGUUCGAACUGCUGGCUUUUAAGAAUGACAUCCAGUUCUGGAACAAUCGUAAAUCCCUGGAGGGUCUCUCAGUGAGAUCCGUGUUCUUUGGAGUCUUCCAAUCGCUGAUUAUCCUGCUGUACGUGUUGGACAACGAGACCAACUUCAUGAUUCGCAUUUCCUGUGUCGUGGGCCUUGGCAUCGAGGUUUGGAAGAUCCACAAGGUGGUGGACAUUAACUAUGACCACGAUCAGAAGAUCCUGGGCGUGCUGCCGCGCAUCAGUUUCCAGGAUAAGGGCUCCUAUUCGGAGAGCUCCACCAAAGACUACGAUAAGCUGGCCUUCAAGUACCUGGGCUGGGCCUGCUUCCCGCUGCUGGUGGCCUACUUUGUCUACUCCCUGAUCUACAACGAGCACAAGGGCUGGUACUCGUUUGUGCUCAACAUGCUCUACGGCUACCUGCUGACCUUUGGCUUCAUCCUGAUGACGCCCCAGCUGUUCAUCAACUACAAGCUCAAGUCGGUGGCCCACAUGCCGUGGCGUAUGAUGACCUACAAGUUCCUCAACACCUUCAUCGAUGACAUCUUUGCGUUUGUUAUUAAGAUGCCCACCAUGUACCGGCUGGGUUGCUUCCGGGACGACAUCAUCUUCUUUGUGUUCCUCUACCAGCGCUGGCAAUACCGCGUCGAUCUCAAGCGCGUGAACGAGUUCGGCUUCUCCGGCGAGAUGGAGCAGCAGAGUGCCGCCAAGAAAUUGGAAGGACAGACUGCGAAUGGAGCCAUCGAAGCUCCUGAAAGCCAUCGAAGCUCCAAAAAGACAGCCGCACAAAAGAAACAGGACUAGAGGGGGCUUAGGACUAGUAGCCACAUUUAGGCAUUAGCGGUAGAAGACAAUGCUAUACCCAUAUACUCCACUCCACUCCCCAAUAUGUAGGUAAUCACUCUCCAGUAUACAUAGUCAAGUAACCCCGAUAGCAUCAAUCUUAGGGCUAAUUGUAUGUACGUAUGUUUGUGUUUUGUUUUUUCGUGCCUCCGCGCUUCUUUCUGCAGCGUUGGAAGAUCAAAUAAAUUAAGUGUGAGAUGA